Sphaerodactylus townsendi is the source of this 2665-nucleotide messenger RNA. RefSeq names its product family with sequence similarity 219 member B (gene FAM219B). NCBI's taxonomy places the organism in Eukaryota, Metazoa, Chordata, Lepidosauria, Squamata, Sphaerodactylidae. The coding region runs from base 1 to 780 and encodes 259 amino acids. The transcript has 8 exons. The record is from RefSeq and is a predicted model, not a curated record.
AUGAGGGUUUGUGAAAAGGCAGUCUUGGCGGUUGAAGUCAUCUGGUUUGCCUGCCACAUGGCGAGGCUGAUCAGCCACCCGGAUUGGGAGGGGGGGAACAAGCGAGCCGCACAGCCAAUAGGCGUCGCCGACCAAGCGUGGAAGGCGGGACUCUGCCGCGAAAGCCUCGAUUGUGAUUGGCGGGCUGGAGGAGGGGGGCGUGGCCUGGCGGGCAAGGACCGGCUGAUGGAAGCGGCGAUGGAGGAGAACGAGGAGGCGCCGCCGCCGAGGCGGUGGGAGGCCGGGGCCCAGCCGGGGCCGAGCGGCAACACGGGGCACAGGGACAAGAAGAGAAGCAGGGAAGCAUUGACGGAAAAACGGGGGCCGUACAUCAUGAGCAAAAUUCCUUCCCUCCAAGACAAGCUGCAAAAGCAUCGGGAGAUGGCAAAGGCGAUGCUGCGGAGAAAAGGCGUCCUGGGGGGAACCUCCCGGCACCAACCCAAACCAGUGGCCAAGAGGUCAGUAAAGUUCAAUAAGGGCUACGCUGCUCUCAGCCAGUCCUUGGAUGAAACCCUGGUGUCUGUGGAGUCAGACAGCGACGGGGAGCUGGAAUCGCGAUGUUCCUCCGGUUACUCCUCUGCGGAGGUGAACCAAGAUCUCAGCCGCCAGCUGCUGCGGGAUGGGUAUCACCUGGACGAAGUCCCCGACGACGAAGACCUGGACCUCAUUCCUCCCAAGCCCGUCUCGUCCUCGCCGUGCUCCUGCUGCUUCGGCGAGUCCGCCUCUUGCUCCAUCCAGUGAAAGGGUUACGCAGCGCAGGUUAAGACACCAGCGCCUUUUUGCCCCAGUUCUUUUCGGGGGGGGACUCGCGGACGUCCGACGGAGGCAGCUGAACCCGUCUCCGAACACUGGGUCAAAGCUGCUCGGCGGGCGGGCAGAACAGCGUCUGGUCGCACCUUCUGGUUCUUCCUGGGGAAGCUGAGCGUUCCCCCCUAAACUAUUUCUGCAAUACACUAUCGGACUGCUGGGGAAGCCGGCCUACCGGUUAUAUUGCCGCGGGUUGUGUCUUCGUGGGAGAAAAGCCGCCCGGUCGACAGGAGAAGAGAUCCGGCUCAGUCCGUUCAAAGGCAAGCUGCGAUCUCUUCGAUAAAAGGAGACACGGAGUCGAGGCAACUUUGGAUUCUCUAAUUUGGAGUUGUAGGAGGAGGGAUGUGGGGGGAGAGACCACCGUGUAGCAGACGAGUAAGCGAACUUUACAAGGAAGCAGUCUGAGCCUGGAAGUAAUUGGCGGGCGGGGCAGGAUGGAAGGGAAGAAAGCCAGGGGCUGUUCGUAAAAGGCCGUUUCUCAUGUUUGUGUUAGCCAGGGGUCUUCAAACUAUGGCCCUCCAGAUGUUCAUGGACUACAAUUCCCAUCAGCCCCUGCCAGCAUGGCCAAGUGGUAGGGCUCAUGGGAACUGUAGUCUAUGAACAUCUGGAGGGCCAUAGUUUGAAGACCCCUGGUUAGCUCUGGGCAGCUCAUAAGGGUAACAAGAACCCUUUUCCAUGUGAAGUUAAUGACACUAGGGCCGUGAGAGCCUAGACUUGCCUUCCCUUUACUCCCGAGUAAGGAGAGAGGGGUGGUUUCAUCACGAUCAGUUAGUUCUUCUUGGAUGAAGGAGUGUUCUGGGGUGAGCUUUUCUUGCUGUUGACGCUGCUGGCGUCCCCCCUUCUUCACGGUGACUUGCACUGCCUUAUACUGAGGUCAUCUUGUAUUGGAGGGAGAGCAGGAGAGAAGAUUUAAUGUUUGUGUUUACUUGCUAACUACGUUGGCCUCUGGGGGGGGGACUUCUGGAUAUUGCCUCUGGAAAUGACACUACAGCUUCCAGGUUUGCCCGAAGCUCUUUUUCUAAAAUCCCACUGAUACGUGGGUUAUGAAAACGCCCCCGGGCUGUUUCUCUAAGCACCCCACGGCAGCCAAAGGCCUGUCUUUCUCUGCCUGGGCCAGUGCUGUUAAUUGUAUAUUGCCAGAAGACAACCCGUCCCUUUCGGGGCCACGGGAUCUUAAAAAAAACAGACCCCCUGGUUAAAUCUGGCUCUGCAAAAUUCCCUUCAGGGCGCUCUGCCAGUACUUAUCAAAGGUCAGAAUGGGGGGUUCUGAGCCCCCCCCCCCAGAUAAACCCCUUGCUCCACUGGGAAAUAAGGUCAAGCAAGGGAUGAAGACAAACAGCCCUUGCAGCCCAUAUAUGCACUACGACGUACUUUGCAGAGCGGGUCCCUUUCGUUGCUGCCUGAUUUCUUAUUUAUUUACGUGCUGCACGCAGUGUUUCCUUUGCCUGCAAAGCCUCCCAGGGACAGAAAGCAGAGACCUCCGCAACUAUUUGAAGCCUCCUUGCAAUAAACUGAUAGCUAGUGAGAUUUGGGGGUGGGGGGGGGAGAAGAGGGGGUGGAAGUACGAAGCAGGUGGGCAGAGACUCUGCGGAUGGAGGUGUGCACAGGGCUGCUGGAGUUGGAGAUCCAGGGCUGGGGAGGGUGACUCGCCGUCUCUUCCAGGAGAGGCCGAACAAGCUGCCUUAAAUAUACUGAAAUGCACAGAGGACAAUCUUACUAGAUAUUUAAUACUAUUGUAUAUUCAGAGGAUUAUUGCUUUUAUAUAUAUAUAUAUCACGACUAAGGGAAUUAUAUCAGUAAAAUUCCGUCUUGUAUCGCA